AUGUGUUCCAAUGGGGUGUAUCAAUUAAAAAAAAUUCUCUUGAAAUACAGCGAAACAGGACAUAGUAGUAGAAAUGUUCGAUUUUUUUUAAGGUUUAUUUUACCGGAUUACAAGGAAGAAAAUAAGCACUUAAAUUUUGAAAUACAGCAUGAACAGUAUGAGGAACCAUUGGCUAUAUUUGAAUACAUAAAUAAUAGUAGGUAUGAAAUAUCUUUGAAAGAUAUAAAAUCGAAGCAUAUAGUCGAUAUAAUUAAUUUGUAUAAGGACAGUGCAGGUAAUUCAAACUUUUUGAAGCACGGAGGUCCCAAAGUUUACUCACAUAGAAGGAGUAUUCAGGGACUAUGGUGCCCUAGUAUAUACAGUGAACUGAAUGCCAUUUCUUACUUAAAAAAAAAAAAAAAAAAUAAUAUUAAAUUACCAAAGUAUACUAGAGAAAGUUUAAAUUUAAAUCACGAUGUGAUCAAGGGAAACGGAAGAUGGGGCAAUGAAAAAUUAUUUCCAAAAGGCUUUGAUCAAAGAUAUUUAAAAAAUAUUUUUUGUUUUCCUUUCAAGGACAGCUUGCCAAACAAGGGCAACCAAAAUGAAGAGAUGGACGGGAGUGAAGCGCAUAUGAACUCCUUUUACAAAUUUUAUAAGGAUUAG
This is a messenger RNA of Plasmodium gonderi, 642 nucleotides long. RefSeq names its product ribosomal protein L43, mitochondrial. Gene Ontology annotation, biological process: mitochondrial translation. The coding region runs from base 1 to 642 and encodes 213 amino acids. The transcript has 2 exons. The record is from RefSeq and is a predicted model, not a curated record. Gene Ontology annotation, cellular component: mitochondrial large ribosomal subunit. NCBI's taxonomy places the organism in Eukaryota, Apicomplexa, Aconoidasida, Haemosporida, Plasmodiidae. Gene Ontology annotation, molecular function: structural constituent of ribosome.